Molecule: messenger RNA, 1446 nt
Organism: Cyphellophora europaea CBS 101466
Lineage: Eukaryota; Fungi; Ascomycota; Eurotiomycetes; Chaetothyriales; Cyphellophoraceae
Exons: 2
Coding region: 1-1446 (481 amino acids)
Biological process (GO): transmembrane transport
Molecular function (GO): transmembrane transporter activity
Source: RefSeq, a predicted model, not a curated record
AUGGCGCAGACAAAGGCAUCGAAGUCCUGGACACCACAUAGGUUUGGUAACAAACGACCUCUUUGGUUCGAAAUUCGAUCAGCACAGUGGUUCAUCGUAUUGACUGUCUGCUUCGCCGUUUUCACCGAUGUCUUUCUUUACGCCGUCGUCGUUCCGGUCAUCCCAUUUGCUAUUGAGAGCCGUGCUGGAGUCGCACCCGAUCAGGUAGCUCACUGGGUUUCUGUCUUGUUGGGUGUUUAUGGUGGAGCGCUCUUGCUUGCCUCGCCCGUUUGUGGUGUGCUGGCGGACCGCAUCAAGUCGAGACAGGUGCCAUUGCUUGGUGGACUGGUGGUUUUAAUGGGAGCGACUAUUAUGUUUUGUCUUGGCCGAUCCAUUGCGGUGCUGGUCGUUGCUCGCCUUCUGCAAGGUGCGUCUGCAGGUGUUGUGUGGACAAUUGCGCUAGCACUGCUUUCGGACACUGUUGGUAAAAGCAAGUCAGGUCAGGCGUUGGGAUUCGUCGCCGCAAGCUACAGCAUUGGGACCCUGAUAGCUCCGAUGCUCGGCGGUGUCGUGUACAGAGAAGGCGGAUAUUAUGAGGUCUUCGGAAUGAUGUUUGGUCUUAUCGGCGUAGACAUCGUGCUACGGCUUCUCAUUAUCGAGAAACACAAAGCAGCCCAAUGGAUUGAGUGUGACCAGGCUCAAGAAAUAUCCGCAGAAGUUGACGCUCACGAUACUGUUCUCCAACCGACAACAACCGCUGGACGAGGCUCAGGGGCAGCAAGAGAGGCCACGCCAGGCAAAAAGUCUCUGCCAGUCAUGCUGGUGCUUCUCAAGUCGAGGAGAAUCGAGGCUGCAUUUCUCGGCACAUUCGCGGUUUCAGCGACCAUGGCAGCGUUCGACUCAACACUACCCCUCUUCGUGAAUCGGGUUUUCGACUGGGAUGCUUUAGGGGCAGGGCUGAUCUUUGUCGCACUGCUUUUCCCUCAUCUAGCGGGUCCCGUCAUUGGAAAGGGUGUGGACAAGUACGGUCCCCGGUGGAUCGCCACAAGCGGGUUCUUACUACUAUUGCCUUUCUGGGUGCUCUUGCGCCUGGUGGACCACGACAGCAUUCGCCAGGUCGUCCUCCUUGUUGCGCUCCUAUGCGGAGUCGGCCUUGGUGGCGCCUUGGUCGUGACGAGUUUGAUGACCGAGUUCUCAAAGGUGUGCGACGGCAAGGCGAAGCAGGACCCUUCCCUGGGAUCGGCUUACGCCACAAGCUACGGAAUAUUCAACGUGGCUUGGGCCAGUGGCUCUCUCGCUGGGCCAUUGAUGGCGGCGGCUAUCGAGAGACAAGCGGGCUGGAAGACCAUGACGUGGUCCUUCGGGUUAUUGUGCGCGUUCUGCACCGGUCCAGUAGUCAUCUAUUCUGGUGGCAGCCGUCGCAAAGUAGCUCGUAGCACGACAUCGGCGGAGGACCUCCACGCUUGA